CGACGGGACGAACGCCGACUGUUGGACCGGCCGGUGCCGCGGCCGUCAAGGCGUCUUCCACUCCGACCACGACGAGAAACUCGACGGCGCUGCCCCUGCCUACCGUCUAGUCGGUGUCCCAGCCCGCGUGCCCCGCCCCCGCCGCACCAACUAGUGCGUGCCGCGGAAUUGGACUAACCCCCGCCCCUACCGCAGGCAGCCCCGGUCAACUCGAUCUGCAGCAAGACGCUGGACAGAAGAAGAGUAAGCAUGGAAAGCUCGGUCGCGAUGCUACGGUACCUCGUCAACCUACAAAUCCUUGCGCUUGCUUCUUCUCUGCAAAUGACUACCUCCGCCGCUGGCAGUGUCGGCUUCGGCGCGGGUGCUGCGAUCGGCAGUGAGAUGCCCUCGCCCUUCGCAUUGCCACUAGCCCACUGUGGUUUCGGCGGUCAUCCUCGCAUCUCUGUCUCGCUUGAUCUACUGUCCAUGACAGCUUGCAUACAUACAAUAGAAAAUGGCAUGUCUGGUUUGCAGGCGUUAGAGCGGGCGCAGGUGUGUACUUGUUGGAGGGAUUCGGGUGAGCUGCUCCUUCUGGGGAUCACGACUACUUCCGCGGAGCGUGAGAGCUCGUCGCACCUGGUGCUAUGAGAUGGUCGGAUUAGCGGUUGACGGUCAUCGCGCAUAGCUCACGAGUUGUGA
Molecule: messenger RNA, 678 nt
Organism: Fomitopsis serialis
Lineage: Eukaryota; Fungi; Basidiomycota; Agaricomycetes; Polyporales; Fomitopsidaceae
Exons: 2
Coding region: 250-627 (125 amino acids)
Source: RefSeq, a predicted model, not a curated record